AUGUCCACCCAAGUCAAGGUCAGCGCUGUCGUGAACGCACCCGUCGAGAACGUGUGGAAGGAGCUCAGGGACUUCACCUUCCCCGCACGCCUCAUCUCCACCGUCGAGAGCGCCGAGGGCACCGCCGUUGGCGGGGCCAGGAAGCUCAAGUGGAAGAGUGGUGAAUCUGCCACGCAGGUGCUGCUGGAGCUUUCCGACAUCGAGCGCCGUGCUGUGUGGGAAACCACCCUCGCCGAGCCUGACACCGAAGUGGCGGCCACUAUCUCCACCCUCCAUGCCCUCCGCAUCACGGAGAACAACUCGACCCUUCUCACCUGGUCGGCUGAGUUCAGUGCCGACGUGACGCCUGACUUUAUCAAGUUCCAGCACAAGGCCCUCCAGGACAACCUUGCCGAGAUCAAGGCCCACUUUGCCCACUAG
Messenger RNA from Acanthamoeba castellanii str. Neff, 420 nucleotides. RefSeq lists its product as uncharacterized. The transcript is spliced from 3 exons. The coding region runs from base 1 to 420 and encodes 139 amino acids. The record is from RefSeq and is a predicted model, not a curated record. Lineage: Eukaryota; Discosea; Longamoebia; Acanthamoebidae.